AUCCCCGCGAUUCUCUAUUACCAAACCACUUUCGCCACACAACAUGAACUGAUCUCUUCCCGCCUUAGAGAAUCGCUCUCCCAAACCCUGACCAUGUUCUACCCUUUCGCAGGGCGGCUCAAUAGAGCCGACAACUCCAUAAACUGCAACUACAUGGGCGUUAGAUAUUUAGAGACAAAAGUCGAUUCCAAUAUCUCCGAGGUGAUCGAGUGCAAUGAAGCACGAAUGAUUGAUCCAUUCAUACCCAACUUGAUGGGAAAUGAAGAAGAUGAGAUUUUCGCAAUUCAAUCGUGGGCUGCAGUAUCUCGCCAACAUGAUAACAUCAUUAAUGCCCUGAAGCCGAGCUUCGUCUCAUCAUCCCUCUUCCCGCCAAAGGAGAAACACGACUACAAUCAACCAUCCGAAGACUGUAAAGUGAGCCUCAUUACAAGGAGGUUUGUUUUUGACCCAAGUAAGAUAACUUCAAUGAGAGAAAAUGCGAGAAUUGAUCAUGAUCAUCCCAUUCCCACCCGAGUUGAAGUAGUAUCGGCUUUCAUAUGGAAGUACGCCACUGUUGAUAAGCCUGGCAAACAAUACAUCGCAGCUCACAUGGUGAAUUUAAGGAGCCGAAUGGUGCCUCCAUUGUCGGAGCAUGCGAUUGGGAAUCUCAUCGGGGUGGCAUACGCAGAUUGCAGGUACGAAGAAUCGAAUGAUUUAGCAGUGAUGGGAAGCAAGGUGAGGGAAAAAUUCGAAGAAUUGACGACGAGUACAUAA
Impatiens glandulifera is the source of this 753-nucleotide messenger RNA. RefSeq names its product vinorine synthase-like. The annotation marks the transcript as partial. Lineage: Eukaryota; Viridiplantae; Streptophyta; Magnoliopsida; Ericales; Balsaminaceae. The record is from RefSeq and is a predicted model, not a curated record. The transcript has 2 exons.